AGUAAAAUGGAUUAUGGAAUCAAAAUGCUCCAACUCCACUGGAUUCUUAAUUCCAUAAUGAAGUAAUAAAAAAAAAGAAAAAUAGAUUACUUCAUUUAUAUAGUAAAUCAGCGUUAAAAAAAAAAUUAUUGGCGUUUUAAAUUCUCAUCUACGAAUGUCAACGGCCUUUUCCAAUCCCGAGUCUAUUUGGAGUCAUAGUUCAAUCCAGAACAACAAGCCAAGCUGACAUAGAAGCACAACUGAAUGCACACUUCCUUCCUGGCUUAUUGAAUACUGAAAAGCACAUGUACAGAGCCACCCCUCACACUGACCGUACUUCCGGCAAACAUAAAUAGUUCUUCGAGUAAGAUUGGGUUGAAGCGGAAGGAUAUUUGCUUUAUUAGCUAAGGCUGAUUGAAUUGCUAACUGAACUUAACUAGUCUAAUUCCAUUAUUACGACCCUGCAGAUUAACAAAAAUCCAUUUAUUUGUUAAUACAACGGUCAAUAGUUUCACAACUUCACAACUCACAAGCAACAUCCAAGUCAAAAAGCAUUUCUAAAGACAUAGAUAAUUGCCGCUUAAGUGCUCAUUGCUUUCGACUCUCAACACUUCUCUCUCUAUUUAACCCAUUCACCUUCUCUCCUUCUUUCUUCAUAUUUUUCUUCUUCUUUUUCUUUCUUUCUUAAUACUUCCAUCUUCAUUCUCCUUAGAGCUCUCCAAAUGUCUCAAAUCUCAGAAACUUCUCCAAAGCAUUGUGCCAAGAAAGGAGGGAUUAACAUCAACAACCGUCGCAAGAAACUCUUCUUCACAUUCUCAACUUUCUUCAGCGGCCUUCUCCUCAUCAUCUUCCUCAUCUGGCUCACCCUCCGCCCCGCAAAACCCGAGUUCUCCCUCACAGAAGCCGAUAUCUACACCCUCAAUCUCUCCUCCUCCGCCACUCAUCUCCUCAACUCCUCAAUCCAGCUCACUCUCUUCUCCAAGAACCCUAACAAAAAAGUUGGAAUCUACUACGACAAGCUACUCGUAUACGCAGCAUACAGAGGGCAACAAAUAACAUCAGAAGCUUCUCUACCACCUUUUUAUCAAUCCCACGAAGAAAUCAAUCUUUUGACGUCCUUUCUUCAAGGGAAUGAGCUACCCGUUGCUCAGUCUUUUGGCUAUCAAAUCGUUCGUGAUAGGGCAGCCGGUAAAGUAAUCAUCGGUAUGAAGAUGGAUGGGAAGCUAAGGUGGAAGAUUGGGACGUUUGUCUCUGGCGCAUACCGCUUUAAUGUGAACUGUGUUGCAAUCGUUGCUUUUGGUCCUAACAUGACCACUGAUCCAUUAGCUCCAAUACAAGGGACUGGUUGCUCUACCGAUAUAUAAGAUAUAUUGAAUAAUCAACCAUAGAUAUACACUAUAGUUUCUUUUGCUGUAUUUCAAUGAUGCUUUUUGUGUUGGUGAUUAGUACUACUUGUAAAGCUAUAAUUAAACUGUUUAUAUAGAAUUAUAUAAAGAGCUUAUCUUUGGUUCAAAAGUAGGGGAGAGUUGAUAUGGUGGCUUUAGGCAGGAGAAAUUGUUUUGCCGUAUAAGCAAGCAAUUUACCUGAUUAUUUCCCCCCACAUCUCUUCAAUAGUUCAUGGUGGAUGUAUCUUUUUUGAGCUCUACGCAUAAAGAUUUGAGAUUGUUGGGUCCAUA
Brassica rapa (field mustard) is the source of this 1655-nucleotide messenger RNA. RefSeq names its product NDR1/HIN1-like protein 26. Gene Ontology annotation, biological process: defense response to other organism. Lineage: Eukaryota; Viridiplantae; Streptophyta; Magnoliopsida; Brassicales; Brassicaceae. The record is from RefSeq and is a predicted model, not a curated record. Gene Ontology annotation, cellular component: plasmodesma; plasma membrane.